Laccaria bicolor S238N-H82 is the source of this 744-nucleotide messenger RNA. RefSeq lists its product as uncharacterized. Gene Ontology annotation, molecular function: ATP binding; ATP hydrolysis activity; ATPase-coupled lipid transmembrane transporter activity. The transcript is spliced from 4 exons. Gene Ontology annotation, biological process: transmembrane transport. NCBI's taxonomy places the organism in Eukaryota, Fungi, Basidiomycota, Agaricomycetes, Agaricales, Hydnangiaceae. The annotation marks the transcript as partial. The record is from RefSeq and is a predicted model, not a curated record.
AGCGACGUGUGUUUUGCGUACCCAGGAAGCCAGAAAGCUAUAGGCGCUCUCACGAACGUAAACCUCUCGAUCGGUGCAGGUCAGCUCGUCGUCGUCGUAGGUGCAAACGGAAGCGGCAAAUCCACGAUCAUUCGCUUACUUUCGCGUCUCUACAAUCCCGUCUCUGGGGAACUGCUCAUCGACGGAAAGAACGCCAAUGAAUAUCGGUUAGCUGACCUCCAUGAAUCAAUCGCCAUCUUGAGUCAAGAUACUAAGAUUUACCCACUUUCCCUAUCCGAAAACAUCGGCGUAGGAUUCCCCGACCAGUGUGCGAAUAAGGAGAUGGUUGAAAGAGCGGCACAACAAGGAGGCGCUUCGGAAUUCAUCAAAAAGCUUUAUAAAGAUCAUCCUUUGCAAAAGGAACUUGAAGAAUUGGAGAGGGAAACUGACAUCUCUGGAGGUGAACGACAGCGAGUCGUAGCUGCUCGGUCUUUCAUGCGCUUCCAAUCCGAUAAAAUAAAGUUUGUCGCAGUGGAUGAACCGAGCUCCGCCCUUGACGCAGAAGGUGAACUCCGGCUUUUUGAAGAAAUCAUUAAGGUGCGGUCUGGGAAGACAAUGAUCUUCGUGACCCACCGCUUUGGACACCUGACCAAAUAUGCCGAUAAGAUCAUAUGUAUGAAAGAUGGUGGAAUUGCCGAAAUGGGGACACAUACUGAGCUGAUGCAAAUCGAAGGUGAAUACGCGAAAUUGUACAACAUCCAAGCG